Entamoeba invadens IP1 is the source of this 741-nucleotide messenger RNA. RefSeq names its product protein YIPF6, putative. The transcript is spliced from 2 exons. NCBI's taxonomy places the organism in Eukaryota, Evosea, Mastigamoebida, Endamoebidae. Gene Ontology annotation, biological process: endoplasmic reticulum to Golgi vesicle-mediated transport. The record is from RefSeq and is a predicted model, not a curated record. The coding region runs from base 1 to 741 and encodes 246 amino acids. Gene Ontology annotation, cellular component: trans-Golgi network; membrane.
AUGACAGAUUUCCAGACUUACCAACCACCAACACAGGCAGAAGGAGGAGCCCCACCAUUACCACCAAGGACACAAUUCGAAACUCAAGAGACUGAGGAAGUCGAGUCGACAGAGGGAAUUGAAACAACGCUUGACGAGCCAGUCUAUGUCACACUCUGGAGAGAGUUGAGACAAGUGUUUGUCAAGCUGUUCCACGUUGUUGUCUUUUGCACAAAGACAGAACGUGUUCUCAAAGACUGGGAUUUGUGGGGACCAAUGUUUGUGUGUUAUCUCUUGGCGCUUCUUUUGUCGAUCAACUCAAUGAUUGCAAACAAAGGAAGUGACGAUGACUCAUACACGUCGUACGUCUUUUCGAUUGUCUUCAUCUCUUUUUGGGUCGGAUCCUUUUUCAUCUCACUCAACACAAAGUUUUUGGGAGGGAAGUUGUCGACCGCUCAAAGUGUGUGCAUUGUAGGGUAUUGUGUGUUCCCGAUAUUUUUGGGUGCAAUUGUGACGACCGUUUGCACGCUCUCUUGGAAGGUUCUUUCGAUUUAUGUUGGUGUUCCUGUGAUGAUUUUGUGCUGCAUCUGGUCGUGCAUGGCGUCGUUUGGGUUUUUGCAAAGUGCAAUCGAGCUGAAGAGGAGACCACUUGCAGUGUAUCCCAUCAUAUUAUUCUUCGCCAUGCUGUCAUGGUUGACAUUGGUUGUGAAUAUCUCGACGUACACAAGCAAACCAGAUGAGUCUGCAGCACCCAAAGCAUAA